UGCAACUUGAUUGGUGCUUGCUUAUUCUUCUAACAGCACCAAAGGCAAUCAGAUAUUCAAGAUACCGUGUCACUUACUCCACCAUUCUAAGUAUUGAUGUUUAAGCUCCCUAGUAAAGAGAGAAGAUGGGGAAGAAUUUAUCAGAAUUGAUUUUUAUGCAGAUAUAACCUAUUUUGGGGAAGGACAGGGUGAGGAUGCUGGUUUUCAGUAACGGACAAGCAAUGGUUCCUAGUUUGGGGCGGGGGGAGUAAGGAUUUUGUUCGUCUGUUUGGGGUGGAUAUUUCUAUCACUUUUUAACUGUAGUUUGGAGGCAAUUGUUCUCCGGUUAACAACCUUAAGUGACUGCCUUAAGGGCAAGAAUAUAUUUUUUUCUUUUAAUCUUCAUUUUAAUGUUAUUGCGCAACUUAUGAUUUGACUUGACUGUGUAAAUAUAUUUGGUUUUGUAAAUUGCGAUACUCUAGUCUAGUUUCCUUUUUCUAAGUGAAACUUUAUUUGGACUGAAUCUGUGGAUUAUUCUUACAGUAGAAUGCAGGGCAUCAUGUGCAGACUGAAAAUCAUUAAAGUUCAGAGUGGAGACCAUAAGUUACUGAUCUGCUAUUCUGCAUCUAUCUUAAAUCAAGAACCGUUUCUGCCGACAAAUAAUCAAAUAUUUUAUAGUAACAAAACUUUUUUAUGUGCGUAGGGAAUGUGAGUGUGACAGCAGAUGAUGUUUCUGUUCCACAAUUCAAGUCUAGACUUUAGACCAAAACACGUUUCUUGUUCCCAAUGUACACUUGUCUUCCAUCAUUGUUAUUGUUUACAGUGUGUGAUGCCAUAUAAAGUAUGGACGUGGAAGCUUUGCAUGAAAGGGUUUCUUGCUGAUUUCCUGGUGGUUUUUGCAAGUGUCUCUUCCUCUGGUGUAUAUAUACCCUGCUACUUUUGCUCUCUCUGUCCAUCUCAAGACGGAACAAUGAAGAUGAAACACAGUUUACUUCCUUUUGUUUGGCUGAUACUUGUUUUAAUCCUCUCUGUUGUUGUAGCUGCGAAUUCGCAAGAUUGGGAUCGCAGCUACUACAGCUCACAGCUUUCUGGUCAUGCUCAGUCUCACUCUCAGUCUCGGCACUCACCUUCUGGUGCCCAUUUGGCGUCCUCCCAUGCUGGCCAUUCACCUCCUUCUGGUGGGUUUAAUUACAACUAUCCUCCACCUUCAUCUGGUGGCAACCAACCACCUUCUUAUGGGACUCCGCCACGUUCACAUGGACAUCAACCACCAUCUCGUGGUGGUUCUUCGCCUCCUUCAGGUGGUAACCAAUCACCUUCACAUGGAUAUCAACCACCUUCCCGUGGUAGCUCUCCGCCGUCCUCAGGUGGCAAUCAACCGCCUUCGCAUGGAUAUCAACCACCUUCUCAUGGUGGCUCUUCGCCUCCGUCGGGUGGCAACCAUCCGCCUUCACAUGGGCAUCAACCACCUUCCCAUGGUAGCUCUCCGCCGUCUUCAAGUGGCAACCAACCACCUUCACAUGGACAUCAACCACCUUCCCAUGGUGGCUCUCCGCCGUCUUCAGGUGGUAACCAACCGCCUUCACAUGGAUAUCAACCACCUUCCCAUAGAUAUCAACCACCUUCCCAUGGUCGCUCUCCGCCGUCCUCAGGUGGCAACCAACCGCCUUCACAUGGAUAUCAACCACCUUCUCGCGACUCUCCGCCUCCCUCAAGUGGAAACCGACCACCUUCACAUGGACAUCAACCACCUUCUCAUAGUGGCUCUUCACCUCCCUCAGGUGGCAACCAACCACCUUCACAUGGACAUCAACCCCCUUCCCAUGGUAGCUAUCCGCCACCCUCAGGUGGCAACCAACCACCUUCACACGGUGGCUCUUCGCCUCCCUCUGAUGCGUACAAACCUCCUCCAACUCGUGGGAGCCCACAACCGCCAUCGGGUGGAAAUCAGCCACCCUCCCAUGGGACUCCGCCACCUUCACAUGGACAUCAACCACCUUCCCAUGGUAGCUCUCCACCGUCCUCAGGUGGCAACAAACCUCCUUCACAUGGACAUCAACCACCUUCCCAUGGUAGCUCUCCACCGUCCUCAGGUGGCAACAAACCUCCUCCACAUGGACAUCAACCACCUUCCCAUAGUGGCUCUCCGCCGUCCUCAGGUAGCAACCAACUGCCUUCACAUGGAUAUCAACCACCUUCUCAUGGCGGCUCUCCGCCCCCCUCAGGUGGAAACCGACCUCCUUCACAUGGAUAUCAACCACCUUCCCAUGGUAGCUCCCCACCUCCCUUAGGUGGUAACCAACCGUCUUCACAUGGACAUCAACCACCUUCCCGUGGCAGCUAUCCGCCUCCCUCAAGUGGCUACCAACCACCUUCACACGGUGGCUCUUCGCCUCCCUCCGAAGGGUACAAACCUCCUCCAACUCGUGGGAGCCCGCGACCACCAUCCCAUGGACAUCAACCUCCAUCAGGUGGAAAUCAGCCACCCUCUUAUGGGUCCAAUCCUCCACCUUCGUCUCACGGCCAUCCACCACCCUCCCAUGGAAACCCACCUCCCAAAGGACAUCAACCACCAUCUCAUGGAGCUUCCCCACCUCCCUCCCACAGCUACAAUCCUCCACCACCCAAAGGACACCAUCCCCCCUCCCAUGGUGGCUCUCCACCUCCCUCUCAAUCACACAACACUCCCCCACCAACCAAAGGACAUCAACAUCCUCCCACUCACCACCACCACCCGCUACCAUCACCGCCAUCUCAUAGCUAUACUCCUCCAAACUCUCCAUCUCCGCCAUCAUACGGACAUUCACCACCACCCGCUCCAUAUUUCUCCACCGCCAACUCUCACAACUGAAGUCUUGCUUAAUCGCCACUCCUAUCCUCCGUCGCAAUAAGUGCAGCAGAGUGCAUACACACAAACUUCAUGCAUAUACGGACGGAAUGUUUGCCUUUAAAUUAAGUGUUACUGUUGUUCCUUUAUAGUGUAAGCUAAGGUUGUUAGUUUUACCCAAGUGAAGGCCAUCAAAAUGUGUAACUUUACUAUACAUGGCUGGGCAGUUAUUUGUAAUACUAAUCUAUCAGUAUAUGAAUAAAUUAAAUGCAUGUUCAUCUCUGUAUGUC
Ipomoea triloba (trilobed morning glory) is the source of this 3096-nucleotide messenger RNA. RefSeq names its product serine/threonine-protein phosphatase PP1 isozyme 2. The coding region runs from base 704 to 2830 and encodes 708 amino acids. Lineage: Eukaryota; Viridiplantae; Streptophyta; Magnoliopsida; Solanales; Convolvulaceae. Gene Ontology annotation, cellular component: nucleus; cytoplasm. The transcript is spliced from 3 exons. Gene Ontology annotation, molecular function: protein serine/threonine phosphatase activity. The record is from RefSeq and is a predicted model, not a curated record.